Messenger RNA from Triticum urartu, 2695 nucleotides. The record is from RefSeq and is a predicted model, not a curated record. NCBI's taxonomy places the organism in Eukaryota, Viridiplantae, Streptophyta, Magnoliopsida, Poales, Poaceae.
UCGGUGGGUCCCACGGCGCAGGAACCCCCACGUGAUCAUCCUCCCGUGGCUCCCUCGGAGAGCAUCCCCCACCCCACCAGAUCAGCUCGCCGUCCGGCAUCCCCUUCCUCCUCCUCCGGUGGACCGCGCUGCCGUGGGCGCGGAGCGAAGGCCUCCGCUCGAUCCGUCCCGCGGAGCACCGAUCGCGCUUUGAUUCCCGGCCGUUUUGUUGGAGGCCAAGCGGAGGGGAGGGGGGCGAAGCGAGCAAGGAAGUAGCCUGGAGGUGGGGUGAGAUGGGGAAGCAGAGGAACCAAGGCCACAAAAUGACUGUAAUAGAUUUCAUAGAUCUGAGUGAUCAUGAUAUUAUUGACUUGAGCAGCAGCGAUGACGAGACUGUUCAGGAGGAUCAUAUUGCAACUCAGCACCGGGCGGCGUCGCUUGAUAGGCAGACUAUGCAUGUCGUAGCUGGUGAAGGAAUCCAAGAUGUGCAGGCUGUGUUUGUUGCAGCUAGUGAAGGAAGGCAAGAUCUGCAGGUUGUGUUUGCUGCCGCUAGUGAAGGAAGACAAGAGUCUGCUGAUUGCAGACAUGCUUUGGAAGCCACCACAUCGUCCUUGGUUACGGAAAAAGAACCUCUUGUUGCAGCUAGUGAAGGAAGCCAAGAGGUGGCUGAUUGCGAACAUGCUUUGGAAGCCACCACAUCGUCCUUGGUUACGGAAAAAGAACCUCUUCUUGCAGCUAGUGAAGGAAGCCAAGAUGUGCAAGUUGUGCUUGUUGCAGCUCGUGAAGGAAGCCAAGAUGUGCAGGCUGUUAGUGAAGGAAGCCAAGAUGUGAAGGCUGUGCUUGUUGCAGCUACUCCAGGAAGUCAAGAAGCUGCUGACUCUGGAAAUAGUUUGGAAGCUACGGCAUCGCCUUUGGUUACUGAAAAAGCACUUCUUGAUAUGGCUGAAUCGCACAACCGUCCUCGCUCUCCCACAUCAGCGCCGUUCCCCAGCCCGACUUCUACAGUUCUGAAGGCUCCGACCUUUGAAGGUGGCGAUGCAAAGAUGGUAAGAGGGAAGGUGAAGCGUCCCAGGAAGAACUACCACACCGGUACUCCUAGGACAAGUCCUAGGUUUGAACUGAAGCCUGAAUGUCGGAACGGGCCUCUGGAAGAGCUGCCAGCCGAGGCACUGACCUGUGAAGGUGGCGACGCGGAGCUGGUGAGAGAGAAGAUGCAACAUCCUGGGAAGGAUUACCAUACCGGCACUCCUGGGACAAGUGCUAGGUUUGAACUGAAGCGUGAAUGUCAUAACGGGCCUGUGGAAGAGCUGCCAGCCGAGGCUCUGACCUCUGAAGGUGGCGAUGCGGAGUUGGUGAGAGGGAAGGUGAAACGUCCUAAGAAGAACUACCAUACUGGCACUCCUCGGACAAGUCCUAGGUUUGAACCAAAGCAUGAAUAUCAUAACGGGCCUGUGGAAGAGCUGCCAGCUGAGGCACUGACCUCUGAAGUUGGCGACGCGGAGCUGGUGAGAGGGAAGCUGAAACAUCCUAGGAAGAACUACCAUACCGGCACUCCUCGGACAAGUCCUAGGUUUGAACCGAAGCGUGAAUGUCGUAACGGGCCUGUGGAAGAGCGGCCAGCCGAGGCACUGAUUUCUGAAGGUGGCGAUGCGGAGUUGGUGAGAGGGAAGAUGAAACGUCCUAAGAAGAACUACCAUACCGGCACUCCUCGGACAAGUCCUAGGUUUGAACCAAAGCAUGAAUAUCAUAACGGGCCUGUGGAAGAGCUGCCAGCCGAGGCACUGACCUCUGAAGUUGGCGACGCGGAGCUGGUGAGAGGGAAGCUGAAACAUCCUAGGAAGAACUACCCUGCUGGCACUCCUAGGACAAGUCCUAUGUUUGAACCGAAGCGUGAAUGUCAUAACGGGUCUGCGGAAGAAAUGCCAGCCAAGGUUCUGACCUCUGAAGGUGGUGAUGCUGAGCUGGUGAGAGGGGAAGUGAAACAUUCUAGGAAGAACUACCAUACCGGCACUCCUCGGACAAGUCCUAGGUUUGAAACAAAGCGUGAAUGUCGUAACGGGCCUGUGGAAGAGCUGCCAGCCGAGGCUCUGACCUCUGAUGGUGCUGAUGCGGAGCUGGUGAGGGGGAAGGUGAAACAUGCUAGGAAGGACUACCAUACUGGCAUUCCUAGGACAAGUCCUAGGUUUCAACUGAAGCAUGAACGUCGCAAGGGGCCCGUGGAAGAACCGGCAGCCGAUCAUAAGAGGUUCCGCACGCUAGAAGAAUUAAUUGCCUCUCCUGACAAUGCAGAAUCUGCUAUGACCCCGUCUACUGACUCUCUGAACUAAGUGUGGCCGGAGCUCACGUUGCCCCAUGUGCUGUGAAGGCUGAACAACAUCAGUAGUACUUGAAGAAUGCUGUUCCUUGGGAGUUGAGAAACAACAUCAGGCUGCAAGCUAAGAUGCAAGUGCGCACUAAUCAUGUAACCAACCAGCAGUAGGUUGAAAAUUGUGAGCAACUGCGGUGUGAAACUUGUGAAAAACUCUGUUUUUUAUGUGGAGGUUGGAACUAUUUUUUGGUGUGUUCACAGGGGAAUUUACAACUGUGAAUGUUGAACAACGUCAGUUAGUGCUACUUACUGGAAGUAAUUUCUUUCUGGCGAGGGUACUUGCUCGAAGUUCUGAGCCUGAGCAUAUACUCUUCCUGUGAGCAACUGUAAGCAUAAUAAUAUUGCGGA